ACAUUUAUGCAACCCUGAGUGCUUAUGAAACACUCAGUGACACUCAGCCCCCCGGACCGUAAGAAGAGCGGAACCUUCAGAGCGAGUCCGUGCGCCUCGGGGGGCGUUUGAGGUCGCUGCUCCUGCUCAAUUGAUAGAUAAAAUAAAAGAAUCAGGGAGUACUACACAAAUUAAUAUUAAUAAUUUAAUGAGUCACAACGCAGCCGAGGGAUCCUAACAAGGGUGUAAAAAGGUGGUUUGAAUGAAGAUGUGUAAGUAAUGCUCUUGGAAACCCAGGGGACGCCAUGUCAGAAGAGGCGAUCUCAGGGAGCGACCUGGAGCCCAGCCUUAACAGCGAGGAGGAAGCGGAGAUAGAGGAGGAAGAGGAUGGAGAGAACGAUGGGGAUGAUGAGGAAGACGCAGGCGACCAGCUUGAGAGCCUGGAGGCCGAGGAUCAAAGAGAUCUGACCAGCCCGGCACCUACCUCACCGAUGUCUAGAGACUCCAGCCCUGAGCCCACCUCUCGGCCUGCCUCCCAGCCCUCGUCCACCUCAUGGACGUCAUCACGGCCCGGUUCUCAACCCCCAUCCAGCCCAGACAGCUGCAGCAACACGUCUGCCAACAGCAACACCAAGAAGAAGUCCAAAACCUCUAAACCUGCUCACUUGAGGAGGAACAUCCGGAAGGUCCUUAAGGAGCACCAGCUGGAAGCGGGAACCAAAGCCGCCCAGCAGCAGGAGCUCGAGCGACGGCGGCGUCUCGAACAGCAGCGGAAAGACUUCCCCCUUCACGCAGAUCUAUCCACUGCAGCGCCAGGUCCCAAACAAGAAGUGAUCUGUCUGGACAGCAGCGGAGACGAGGCCGAGGCUAAAGAAGCUCCGCCCCCUCAGCUGCCUGCCCACAGAGAUGAUGUGAUCGAGUUGAGUUCAGGUGAUGAAGACACCCUGCGGAUAAGCAGCGAGGAAGACAACAGUGAGGAUCGCUCUGUCACUCCCGGCACAGAGGAGAGCAGCGGGUCACAUGUGAACGACAGCCUCAAUCAACCAGACGCCCAGGGAAGAGUGCUUGUCAAUAUCAACCACCCAGGAGACGAGGAGGACCUGUUCCUCGCCCCGCAGCUUGCCCGUGCCGUUAAACCACACCAGAUUGGUGGUAUUCGUUUCCUGUAUGAUAACCUGGUGGAGUCUCUAGAGCGCUAUAAGAGCAGCAGUGGCUUCGGCUGUGUUCUGGCUCACAGUAUGGGCCUGGGCAAAACCCUACAGGUCAUCUCCUUUAUCGACGUCCUGCUGCGGCACACUGGAGCCAAAACUGUCCUCGCCAUUGUACCUGUGAAUACACUACAGAACUGGCUGGCUGAGUUUAAUCUCUGGCUGCCUGCUGCUGAGUCCCUUCCCCCCGACACGGAUCCAGCCCAGGUUUUACCUCGAACCUUUAAGGUUCAUAUCCUCAAUGAUGAGCACAAAACCACAGUGGCCCGGGCCAAGGUGGUGGAGGACUGGACUUGUGGCGGCGGGGUGCUGCUAAUGGGGUACGAGAUGUACCGCCUGCUGUCUCUCAAAAAGAGCUUUGUAACUGGCCGCAAGAGGAAGUCCAAGAAACCCGCGGGACCUGUAAUUAUUGACCUGGACGAGGAGGACCGUCAGCAGGAGCUCAUGAAAGGGAUUGAGAGAGCACUGUCGCGGCCCGGACCGGAUGUCGUCAUAUGUGACGAGGGCCACCGUAUCAAAAACUGCCACGCCAGCACCUCGCAGGCCCUGAAGAAUAUCCGGUCCCGGCGGCGGGUGGUUCUGACCGGAUACCCGCUGCAAAACAACCUGAUCGAGUACUGGUGCAUGGUGGAUUUCGUCCGGCCCGAUUUCCUCGGUACGCGGCAGGAGUUUAGUAACAUGUUCGAGCGGCCCAUUCUGAACGGCCAGUGUAUAGACAGCACACCGCAGGACGUCCAGCUCAUGAGAUACAGGAGUCACGUCCUGCACAGUCUGCUGGAGGGCUUCGUGCAGAGGCGAGGUCACGAUGUUCUCCGGAAUCAGCUUCCGGCGAAAGAGGAGCACGUGAUCCUGGUACGACUGUCUCGCCUGCAGAGGGCGCUCUAUACGGAGUUCAUGAACCGCUUCAGGGAGGCGGGAAACACCGGGUGGCUCGGACUCAACCCGCUUAAAGCUUUCUGUGUUUGCUGCAAGAUCUGGAAUCAUCCGGAUGUUUUGUACGAAACUCUGCAGAAGGAAAAUCUGGCCAAUGAGCAAGAUCUUGACCUGGAUGACCUCAACUCCACCAGCGGGACCCGCUGCUCCGCUCCGGGAAUAAAGGGCAAGUCGUCCGACCCGGCCAACAGCAAGAUGGCUGCUAUGGGACCCCUGAACCCCUUACAGGAGAAGGCCAACCAAGUCAUCACAUAUGAAUGGGCAAAAGUCAUCAUGACCAACUACCAGACGGGUGUUCUGGAGAACUCUGCCAAAAUGGUUCUGCUUUUCCACCUGAUUGACGAGAGUGUCAAACGAGGAGAUAAAAUACUUGUUUUCAGUCAGAGUUUAUCAACGCUUACGGUUAUGGAAGAUUUCCUGAGUCGGAGGCCAAUGCCGAUCCAAACAGAAACUGGGAUGCACAACUGGGUCCGGAACGUCAAUUACUACAGGUUGGAUGGGAGCACAUCAGCUUCAGAGAGAGAAAGACUCAUCAACCAGUUUAACGACCCGGCAAACAACCAAGCCUGGGUCUUCCUGCUGUCCACCAGGGCUGGUUGUUUGGGGGUGAAUCUGAUCGGUGCGAAUCGCGUGGUGGUUUUCGACGCAUCGUGGAAUCCGUGUCACGACGCUCAGGCCGUCUGUCGCGUGUAUCGCUACGGCCAGCACAAGCCUUGCCACAUCUAUAGGCUGGUGUGUGACUUCACACUGGAGAAGAAGAUCUACGACCGGCAGGUGUCCAAGCAGGGCAUGUCUGAUCGAGUCGUGGAUGAUUUGAACCCUGUCCUCACCUUCACGCGGAAGGAAGUGGAGUCGCUGUUGCACUUUGUGGAGGAGGAGCCUGAUCCCAGCCAAUCAGAGCUGGUCCCUAGUGAGGACUUGGAAAUCGUCAUUAAACAAGCCUGCCUGUUAUAUCCACACCUCUUAACCAAGCAAUCGUUCCAUCACGAGUCUCUCCUGAUGGACCGCAAGGAUUUGAAACUGACCAAAGCGGAAAAGAGAGCAGCCAAGAAAAGCUAUGAAGAUGAGAAGCGGGCAUCCGUGCCGUAUCAGCGGCCCUCUUACGCACAUUACUACCCAGCUAGCGACCAGAGACUCACCAAUAUCCCUGCUUUCAGCCAGAGGAACUGGCGGCCCCCUCGUCAUUUAGAAGAGAAACCAGUUGCAAGCGUGAGGCCAGUUCAGUCCACACCCAUUCCCAUGAUGCCCCGACAGGUACCCAUGGGCAUCCCCGGUUCAAGCGCGGGGUUCCCCGUCAACUACCUGCAAAAAGCUGGCGUUUAUGUGCAGCGCGUUGUCACCACCACUGAUAUUGUGAUCCCAGGUUCCAACAGCAGCACAGAUGUCCAAGCCCGGAUCGGUGCAGGAGAGAGUAUUCACGUUAUCAGAGGAUCCAAAGGCACGUACAUCAGGACCAAUGAUGGGAGGAUAUUUGCCAUCCGCUCUGGAAAGCCAAGACCACUGGAAGGAGGAGCCACAGGUCUGCGUAGGAUGGAUGUUUUAGUCCUGUUCCUGCAAGAUUUUGUCCUGAAUAUUGUCCCGUAUGAUAUUGUGAUACUGAAUAUUGUCCGUAUAAGGCCCAAUGACAGAGGUAGAGGCAAAAUGAAGAUGCUUUACCUCGCUGAGGAAUCAGGCCCUCCCUUGCAUUUUGUCAGUAACGGUCGUGCAUCGCCUCAGGAGCCAAAACGUUUAACCCCCGAGGCUCCGCCUCGUCCUUCGCCCCAAGACAGCCCCAAGCUGCUCCGAGAAUUCCAGAGUAACAAGGACCCAGUUCCAGCGGGAGAAAACUUGCCAUUUUCAGGAACACCCGAACCCUCGGGAGUGGACAGACCCAUCCAGAACCCAGUUCGAAUCCCCGACCAACACCGGCAGCUCAGCAAUGAUAUUGCGUCGUCUGUGGACAUUCAAAGUUUGAAACGGAAGCUUUUGGAAAGUCGGACAUCCAAACCACCUAGCACCAAAAGGACCUCAACAUCAACCGGUGUAGCCGGGAGUUACCCGGGAUUUCCUUUAAGCAGCGGAUUUGGGUUCCCAUCCAUGGGGCUGAACCCUGCCUUGCUGGGCGCACUGGGUCACAUGACUCCCCCCUCUCUUGGAAGCAGGUCGCACCUCCUACAGCAAGCCGGUCAGGCUCUGGGGGAC
Sinocyclocheilus anshuiensis is the source of this 4301-nucleotide messenger RNA. Its product is annotated as helicase ARIP4-like. Gene Ontology annotation, molecular function: ATP hydrolysis activity; ATP binding. The annotation marks the transcript as partial. The transcript has 23 exons. Lineage: Eukaryota; Metazoa; Chordata; Actinopteri; Cypriniformes; Cyprinidae. Gene Ontology annotation, cellular component: nucleus. The record is from RefSeq and is a predicted model, not a curated record.